Molecule: messenger RNA, 1756 nt
Organism: Drosophila novamexicana
Lineage: Eukaryota; Metazoa; Arthropoda; Insecta; Diptera; Drosophilidae
Product: trypsin alpha-3
Exons: 2
Coding region: 611-1402 (263 amino acids)
Biological process (GO): proteolysis
Molecular function (GO): serine-type endopeptidase activity
Source: RefSeq, a predicted model, not a curated record
UUCCAAGUUUUAAAAAAAAAAUUUAAUUUUUCACAGACCAAGGGAUCGAAGGCCUCCAUCCACGCCAAUUAAACAUUCCUUUCUUUUCGACCUAAAUUCCGUUGCUUUGACGAUACGAACAGCGUAUUGCCCUUGCAGCUGGUUGCACCCGACUAAAACAUUAUUUAAAGAUUUUCAACAGUUGUACUUCCAAUAAGAGUUGAAUUGGCUUUCAACGUGUAUGCUUCCAAUAAGAGCUGAAUUGGUUUUACGAGUCAGACUUCCAAUAAGCGUUGAAUCAGUUUCGCAUCGUUUAUAAUUAUAAUAUUAGUUCAAUUAGUGUUCAGUGCGUUCGGCUUGGAUGUUCUUUGUUUUGGAUGCCAUAUUCCAGAGUCCACAGCUCGAGCUCAUUUUAUAUAGAGUCCACAUUUUGGUACAAAGAGUAAAUAGCAGAGCGUAAUGUCAACAAACAGUCUGAAAAGACAAUGUGUGGAUUGUGUAGCUGGGCAAGUUCAAUGCUGUGUGUAAACAGGUGGGCACAGGUGGGCGCAGGUGUUCUAAGUGCUGCUGUAAGUUGUUGGGAAAGUUGAUUCAUAGCCUUCAUUACAAGCACACACACGACAAGCUGGAGAUGCAAAUGGAUUUACUGCUCCUUCUCCUGCUGCUGCUGGGCAACUGUGCGGCUGUUAUCCUGGAUAAAGUGGAUCUCGGGCGUGUGCCUCGGGUGGUGGGCGGCCAGCGCAUUGAGGUGAACACGCAGCCGCAUAUGGUGAACAUCCGACGACGCGGUGACUUUCAGUGCGGCGGCUCCUUGGUGAGUCCACGUUGCGUGCUCACCGCCGCCCACUGUCUGCAGGCACAGGAGCACCAGCCGACGGAUUAUGUGGUGCGCGGUGGUGUGACCUACUUGAGGGAUAUGCGGAAUGCGCGCUAUGUGAAUCGGAUACUAUUGCCGAGUGGCUAUAAUCGGAGCACGUUGGAUCAGGAUGUGGCGCUGCUGCAGCUGCAGAAUCCGCUGCAGGGAGCGCACAUUGAGCCCAUCAGUCUGGCGAGGCAAGCGCCACGAGCCGGCAGCUAUGUGCGCAUCUCCGGCUGGGGUCUGACCGACGAGCGUUCCCGCCAACUGCCCAAUCAGCUGCACAGCGUCCAGGUGAAGGUGCUGUCGCGCCCCAAGUGCCAGCAGCUAUAUCAGGGCUACAGAAAUCUGACGGCGAGCAUGUACUGCGCCUCGGUGGCUGGCCACAAGGAUGCCUGUGACGCUGACUCCGGCGGGCCGGCGGUCAAUGCCGAGGGCCAGCUGGUGGGCAUUGUUUCCUGGGGCCGGGCGGAUCGCUGCGCACGCGAGGACAGCCCGGGCGUGUACACGAGCGUGCCGCAUCUUUACGACUGGAUAGCACACAAUAUGCGCAGAUAUUGCCACUGAGCACCGUUUUCUCCUGUCUCUGUAUUCGUCUGCACUUAGGAUUAGUUAGGCCAUUGAGUAUUAAAGUGAAAACUAGCCCUGAUUGUGUUCUUGUUUGUUUCUGCCAUUGGAAUCCGCGCGUCACCAACAAGGCCCACAUGGCCCAUUCAACCCAUUCAGAAGCCGAGCUCUUUCUUUUUUUUGGCAAUACUAUUUACACAGUUGUACGGGUCUGUUGGGUUUUGUUGUUUUUUUGGCAAGUGCCAGGCCAUAAAAGCCGCGCCAAGGUUAAUGCGCACACAUUCCAAAUUCAAAAUGCGUUUGCGUUGGGUCUACCUGGUCUUUCUGGUGCUGCUGCUGGAUCAACUGGCUGCG